GAGCAUUUGAGUUAUUAGUGCUGAAUUUGCUGUCGCGAAAGAUUGAAUUUCACGUUGCAAGGAAAAAGAAAGCAGAGGAGACAUAAGAGAUGGUGAUAAAAAUCAGUGAACACAACAAAUGCUCAAUGUCGCGUCAAGAGAUAAUUGGCAAUAGGAAGGAAUUCCGCAUAGAGAAGAAUGAGGCACAUUUGCGCAUCGUUGGCAACGAUAACAGAGUUUACAUUGGAUUUAACACUGGUUUCGUGGACAUCAUCGGCAACUGCUCGAGGAUUAAGGUGGCCAACAAUGGUGGGAAUGUUCAGUAUACUGGCAAUUGCGGACACAUCAGUAUUGGCUGUGAAAGUGCAAACACUCAAGUAAAAUACACCGGAACUGGCGGGCGUCUUAAGUUGGUGAAGGAAGAAUUGCUGCUGAUGUCAUCGAAGAGGAAAUCCACAAAAACCACCCAAGCAGACAAAGAGCAGCAAGAAGAUGAGCAGAAGAAGCGAGAAAAGCAGCAGAGUUUAAAGGCCAAAACCUCAAAAAAUGACGAUGUGAAAAUCAUUUCAAAUUCCGGACACAUUGUCAUCAAUAAGACAAUCUUCUCGUAGACAAGAUUAGCUCAAAACAAUUUUAUUUAUUGUGUAUGAAUGAUUAGAUAUUAUAGUGCAAUUC
This is a messenger RNA of Phlebotomus argentipes, 654 nucleotides long. RefSeq lists its product as uncharacterized. The coding region runs from base 90 to 590 and encodes 166 amino acids. NCBI's taxonomy places the organism in Eukaryota, Metazoa, Arthropoda, Insecta, Diptera, Psychodidae. The record is from RefSeq and is a predicted model, not a curated record. The transcript has a single exon.